AUGUCAGCUCUACCGAUACCUCCUUCUGCAUGGGAAGAUCGCAUCGCAAUUGUCCGUCAUCACUUUGAAGAAAAGGGAUAUCGAGUCCAUUCAGGUCUUCAGUUUGGAUGUGAACUCGUCUUGUACGCGGAUACCCCCGAUCGAGUCCAUUCCGAUUUUUGUGUUCAUGUGGUGCCUCCCGAUGGGAGUUUGGAUUGGAAACUCUUGCAGAGUCUCGUGCGGUCCAUGCCAGAUUUGCACAAGACACUGAUUUUAGCACAGUUGGUGCCAUCACACGAAAAAGACAAGGAGUGGGAUGUGCAAGAAAUGGCCAUUGCUACCGAACAUGCUCCUUUCCGUCAUAAAAAGACCGUGCCAGUGGGGGAACAACGAAAGAAACCCAAGCUCUCUUAG
This is a messenger RNA of Seminavis robusta, 393 nucleotides long. NCBI's taxonomy places the organism in Eukaryota, Bacillariophyta, Bacillariophyceae, Naviculales, Naviculaceae. The record is from the annotation of a GenBank genome assembly.